GGAACUUGGAACACAUCCUACCUUGUCAUGAACUGCGAUAAUGAUGAUAAUGAAACAAGCUAAUAUCAGUAAUAGCAAAAGUGUUCCAACAACGACAAGCUGUUUGUCCAAUUCUCACAUUCAAAUUGAGUUGCUAUUUAUUGUUUUAUUUUUAUCUUGGUGGGAUGGUAUUUCAAACUUGUUGAAAAUCCUGGCAGUGUUCAUUAGUGUUACGGUUAGAUUCAACAGUGGUUAGCUGGUUAGUGAUAAAGGUGGUUCAUUGUGUAAAUAACGGGAAUAAAGUAUCUACAUCAUCAAUGUCGUUUGGUCUUAGUGCAUGCAACAAUAAUUGAAAAUGUGCUCUAGAGGAGUAACUUCACCUACAUCAUCUCCAAAUGAACUGACGGUGAAUGCUCCCAGCUUCUUGAUAGUUGAUUCGUUUGUGGACGAUGACAGGAGUAAUGUAGGAGGUAAUGAGAGUCCUUCAUUUCCUGGAAAUGAACCGUUCUCUGGGGGACAGUCCGAACUCCCAAAUGAGAUAUCGGCUCCGUACGAAGUGCCCCAAUUCCCCAUAGAACAAAUCGAAAAGAAACUUGCUAUACAGAGGCAGCUGAACACGAAGGCUUUCGAAGAUAAACGUAGUUACUAUGAAACAUCAGUAGCAGGAGCCCCAGAGGUUGAUGAUUUAGAUCAUCAUGACUUAUAUGUACCCCAUUUCCAGAGGGUAUCCAUAUCUGGAGAAGACACCAGUGGGGUCCCUCUCGAAGAUCUUGAGAAAGCGUCGAAACUGAUAAUUCAGGCAUUAGAAAUCAGAAAACGAUACAUGAAGAUGUCCUUCCAAAGUUUCCCUUCCAUAGCAGGUAGAUUCUUGGACCCAGGGAAAGAACAACAGCACCACGAUGAAAAACAGUCCAUAGAAGAUCAAGAUUAUGCAGAGUUGCUGUUGAGAACUGCGAGAACUUCAUUUGAUGAUAGAAUUUUGGGAUUGCUUACUAAAGAUAACAUCGAGACAGUGUUGUCAAGCGAGUUUAGCCCAGAACAUGGUAUUCAUCCCCCUUCCCAUGAACCGUGGGAAGCACCAGAAUGUCCAGACACGAACCAUGUUUUCCAGAACGUUGAUGGAGUUUUCAACGUGUACCUCAAUGAUAAUGAUCUCAAAAGUGGAAAACCGUGCCCGUACGAAUAUCCAGACGUAGUAAUGUUCACAACAGACUUUUAUAAUAUGUGUAACAUGAUUGCGGAUGGUCCAUUAAAAUCCUUUUGUUACCGUCGCCUCAGCUACCUGUCAUCGAAAUUCCAACUACACGUUCUCCUGAACGAACUCAGAGAGUUGGCAUCCCAAAAAGCUGUACCACAUAGAGACUUUUACAAUAUCAGAAAAGUCGAUACCCACAUUCACGCAGCAUCUUGCAUGAAUCAGAAGCAUCUGCUUAGAUUCAUCAAGAAGACUUUGAAAAAGAACGCCGAUGAGGUGGUGACUGUCACAAAGGGAGUACCGAUGACUUUGCGAGAAGUAUUCCAGUCGAUGAAUCUCACAACUUACGACUUGACUGUCGACAUGUUGGAUGUUCACGCAGACAGAAACACCUUCCAUCGAUUCGACAAGUUCAACGCAAAGUACAACCCUGUAGGAGAAAGCAGACUGAGGGAGGUAUUCUUGAAGACCGACAACUACUUGAAUGGGAAAUAUUUCGCGAACAUCAUCAAAGAAGUUGCCAGCGAUUUGGAGGAGUCCAAAUAUCAGAAUGUCGAGUUGAGAUUGAGUAUUUAUGGUAAAUCGAGAGAUGAAUGGGAUAAGCUUGCCAAAUGGGCGCUGGAUUCCAAUGUGUAUUCCGAUAAUGUUCGCUGGCUUAUUCAAGUGCCAAGGCUUUUUGAUAUAUUCAAGCUCAACAAAGUCCUGGACCAUUUCCAAGAGGUUCUCGAUAACAUAUUCCUUCCCCUAUUCGAAGUAACAGCCAAACCGACCUCCCAUCCAGAGCUACACAUCUUCCUCCAAUACGUGAUCGGAUUUGACUCGGUAGACGAUGAAAGUAAACCCGAAAAGAACCCUCUCUUCGACAAAGACACUCCGUCCCCUGAGAAAUGGAAGGACGACGAGAACCCGAACUAUGCUUACUACUUGUACUACAUGUACGCCAAUUUGGCAGUACUGAAUCAUUUCAGAAACGAAAAAGGCCUCCACACGUUUACACUUAGACCUCAUUGUGGGGAAGCUGGGCCUGUACAGCAUCUGGUAUGCGGAUAUAUGUUGUCUGAGAACAUUUCGCACGGUCUUUUGUUGAGAAAAGUACCGGUCUUACAGUACCUUUAUUACUUAGCACAGAUCGGCAUCGCUAUGAGUCCUUUGUCCAACAACAGCUUGUUCUUGAAUUACCAUAGAAAUCCUCUUCCGGAGUAUUUGGCUAGAGGGUUGGUCGUGUCUUUGUCCACGGAUGAUCCUCUGCAAUUCCACUUCACCAAAGAACCUCUGAUGGAAGAGUACAGCAUUGCUGCGCAGGUAUGGAAGCUGUCCAGCUGCGACAUGUGUGAGCUGGCUAGGAAUAGUGUCAUCAUGUCUGGUUUUCCUCACAAGUCCAAACAGUAUUGGUUGGGACCGAAUUAUACGAGAGAGGGAGUUGCUGGGAACGAUAUCGCCAGAACUAAUGUUCCUGACAUCAGGGUCGCCUACAGAUAUGAAUCCUUGAUUGACGAAUUAUCGAAUAUUUUCAAGAGUCAUCCCAAAUUUGAAUAAUCUAUUCAAUAUAUUGUUGAUGUAUAACAAAUCAAUUAAUUAAGUUUUAUUUUUUUGUAUAGUGAAACAAAAUAUAUACGAGAAUUAUUGCUAGAUAUAUUAUAUUGAUAAACUGAAAUAUAAAUCAUAUUAAUU
Molecule: messenger RNA, 2845 nt
Organism: Phaedon cochleariae (mustard beetle)
Lineage: Eukaryota; Metazoa; Arthropoda; Insecta; Coleoptera; Chrysomelidae
Source: the annotation of a GenBank genome assembly